ACAGUUACAUUGUAAAAUGGCUACUUCCUUGAAACUCUCGACGCGAAACGUGCUUGAUGCUGAACGUGAAUAUAAAGGAGGCUCCGCAGAGGAAGCACAAAAAAUACUGCCAUACCUUGAUGCUAACGAGAGCUCAGAUGGAAUAAGGGAAGAACAGCCAGAACCACCUGUUCCUGACUGUCAGUCCAUGAAGAGCGAGAAUUCCAUGCGUCUUCCACUACAUUUCAACGGUGUCUGCCCCACCUCUGAUGGGAGCCAGUCUCUGGAGACAAACUCCUCAGUGUGUAGCACAGAUGAAGGUGAGAUGGAUCAAGGAUCUGGUGUUAAACAUCAAAGACAGAAGUGUGACAUAUGUGUGGGACGCAUUCACAAAGCUGUGAAGUUCUGCAAGGUUUGUAAGGCUGCGUACUGUGAGGACCAUGGUAGAGACCACUACAAGGCCCCAGGACUAAAGAAACACACGCUAGUGGAUGCCACUGAUAAGCACGGCCAUGUUGAAAUAGAAAGGAGUUUGACUCAGGUUGGAAUACGGAAAAAAACCUUAGGCCUUCUCUGGAUCGUCAUACUUCUACUUCUGGGUCUGGGAGGACUUUGGUAUCAAAUGAGUCCCACAGUAGAGGGUAAGGGGAGACUUGACAUGAGGAUUGUUCUGCUGGGUAAGACUGGGUCAGGGAAGAGUUCAACAGGAAACACCAUCCUGGGGAGAGAGGUGUUUCGAGCAGAGGCUUCUCCGGUGUCUGUGACCACACAGUGUGAGAAACAAAAUGUUUUUAUUGGUCAGAAUAGAAUAACUGUGAUUGACACUCCAGGUAUCUUGGGCACAUUGUUGCAACCUGAUGAAGUUAUGGUUAAAACUGCUGAAUGCAUUAACACCACACCUCAUGCCUUCCUAUUGGUGAUCAGGCUGGGGGAAUUCACAGAUGAGGACAGAAAGUCAGUACAAUGGAUCCAGGAACAUUUUGGAGAGGAGGCUUUAAAGUACACAAUAGUUCUGUUUACUGGGGUAGACCAGCUGGAGGGGAAACCAGUAGAGACGUUUAUAAACGGCAGCAGCCAUCUACUACAAGUCGUUAACAGUUGUGGGGACAGAUACCAUGUCUUUAACAACAAGGACAAGAAUGACAACACUCAGGUCACAGAGCUGCUAGAGAAGAUAGAAGAAUUACUGAAUGAGUAUAGGGGUUAUCAUCAUGAGGCAGAAUUGCUGACACAUUAAAGGGUUAGGGGAGAGGAGAUGAGGAAGAGGGAGAGGGCUCAGAUACUACAAGAGGAGGGAAUAAAGAUGGAGGCAGCAGAAAGGGAGAUUAGAGAGGAGGAGGAGGAGAAGAGGGAGGCAGCAGAAAGAGAGAUUAGAGAGGAGGAGAAGAAGAGGGAGGCAGCAGAAAGAGAGAUUAGAGAGGAGGAGGAGAAGAAGAGGGAGGCAGCAGAAAGAGAGAUUAGAGAGGAGGAGAAGAGGAGAAAGGAGCUAAAUGAUCUGGCAUUGAAGGCUGUUGAAAAAUUGGCUGAGAAAAUGUCAGAUUCAGACAUGACGUUUAAACUGACAAUCAUUGUUGCAACAAUCAUCAUUCUUAUCAUAAAUUGGUGCUAUAAGUCUAAGGUAGAUAGAAUGCAGGAAAAAUAUAUGAUAUCAAUACAGAAGAAAGAGGAACUGGAGAAGGAAAUUAGACGUAUUAAAGAGGGAAAAGGAAAAGGAAAUCAGAUUGUUGAAAGAAGACCUAAAUAGAAAGGUAACGAAAGAAGAAGAACAAAGAAAAAUAAAGAAUGAGUCCAACAGUGGUUUCUUUUCAAGUUUAUUUAAUUAAAAAAAGUUAAUUUAAAGGAAACAAUGAUCAGAUCAACAACAACAAUAUGACAGUAAAGAGCAAAACAGAACAGAAAAAAAACAAACGACACGGAACAUAAAACCAAAGGCAGUACAAAAAUAAAAUACAAAAAUGUACAAUAAAUAGUUAAGAUAAUAGCAGUCAGUAGAGGGCUGUGCCCUGUCUCUGUGACAGUAGUAGUCACAACAAUAGUCACAGGGUCGCAGCAGUCACUAGAGGGCUGUGCCCUGUCUCUGUGACAGUAGUAGUCACAACAGUCACUAGAGGGCUGUGCCCUGUCUCUGUGACAGUAGUAGUCACAACAAUAGUCACAGGGUCGCAGCAGUCACAAUUGUCAAAAAUGUACACAUUUGUCAAGAAUUGCACCUGACAUGUAGGUUAUGUCCCUCAUCUCCGUCAUGGACUUAAUGGUCUAUACUCUCUGCAGAGACAUUUACAUUUUACAUUUUUAGUCAUUUAGCAGACGCUCUUAUCCAGAGCGACUUACAGUAGUGAAUGCAUACAUUUCAUAAACAUUUUUUUUUUUCUGUGCUGGCCCCCCGUGGGAAUCGAACCCACAACCCUGGUGUUGCAAACACCAUGCUCUACCAACUGAGCUACAGGGAAGGCCCUGUAGAUACACUGCACACUGUAGAUACAGUGUGCAGUGUUGUCGUUUUUCGGCACAAAAGGGCCAGGACCUUGUAAUACACUCGAGCAUUUGAAAAACGUUUACUUCCUGAAAAGUGAGACACGGUGUAUCGUUCGUUAUGGAGCCGUGAGGGCAGUGUUGUCCCUUGGUUCCUUGAUCUGAUCUACAGUAUAGGCUAUGCAUCGAAGUAGCAUAAUCUGCAUUGAUCACCAAAUAUAAUCUCAGCGACUGUUCACACAAGAAACCAAACAUUGUAGCCUUGUUAGAAUCCCCUCCAAAAUGUAUUUAGUUGAGAAGUAAGGGACAGAUGGCAUUUUACUGGGGGAGGGGUGGUCCAAAAUAGGAGAGGGUUGUCAAACUUUUUUUUCUCUCUGGGGUUUUAUUGGGCACAGGGGAGGGUAAUGCAUUCCCCCUGGUUUAGUUUCACUAUUUGCAGGUUUUACUAUAACAUUUCUUCCAUCCUAGAAACAUUUCCUUAGCUGCUUGCAGAAUUCUCCCCUAUAUCAAGGUAUUUUGGUACUUUCCUGCACUACGCUUUUCCAUGUGCUAACCUUUAUUAUAAACUGGGUGGUUCGAGCCCUGAAUGCUUAUUGGCUGACAGCCGUGGUAUAUCAGACUCUAUAACACAGGAAUGACGAAACAUUUCUAUUUACUGCUCUAAAUACGUUGGUAACCAGUUUAUAAUAGCAAUAAGGGAGCUCUGGGGUUUGUGGUAUAGACCAAUAUACUACGGCUAAGGGCUGUCUCCAUUGGAUAAGAACAGCCCUUAGCCAUGGUAUAUUGGCCAUAUACCACACCCCCUCGCACCUUAUUGCGUAACUAUACCACAGGUCAAUAUAGUCUACCAGUCUAACGGUAUAUCCUGCACUCUAUCCACCAUUCAUAGUGACAAUAGUGGUAGGUGGAUCGUUUGUCCAGAUCUGUAAUAGGCUAACUAGCCAUCAUACCACACGUAAAAGCAUCAAAGCUGCAUCAAUUGUAAUAUGAGUCCACAAGAACAAAUAGGAAUAGCUGAUAGGCAGCAGAGAAGCCAGGUGCAUCAUUGCGCACGAAAGAGCAGUGAAGACAUGAGACGGCUCAAAAAUCUCCCCUAUUGAUCUUGUUUUGGGACAAUACAAUUACCUACCUAGACUAGCCUACAAAACAACAAUGCAAUGAAUAAUUGCAUUAUUGUUUUCAAGUGAGUACAAAAUUCUACUCUAGGCUGCGUGAAAAUGUCAUUUGAAUAACGGCGGAAAAAUAAAAGUGACGUGCCAAUACCAGAGUGAGCACAUUCGCUAUACUGUACCUAUGCAUACAUUUUUAGUGACAAAACCAUCAGUAGGCCUGGAGUUGAAAACGCGAUGGAAAGCCCAUUAAGCUUGUAUUUUUUUAUUCGGUACAUGGGAAUUUAACCUCAAUUUGUUUUUAUGUGCACAACAUAUUUAUCUCUGUAAUGCUUCUAUCUAUGUAAAUGUAUGUAUUUAUGGAAAUAGGGAACACAAUGGAAGUAAGUACGUUUCCUUUCAUUAUGUGUUGACGAAUUGAUAAAAUAUUUACUGCCAUUGUAGUAAGGUUGGCAAUACGAGAGGUCUUCAGGCUUGCCUUUUUUUUUUGUUAUUUUCCUUGAAAGAACAACUUGUGGGUUUUGAGUGCUUCUCCCCUAUUUGGAAAGUUGGUCUGCCUGUUCUUCAGUCAGAGAUAGAUAUUCUGAGAGCAGGUUCAUGUCUCCUUCCUCUGUACAUUUGUUUUAUCUUUUAAUUUAACUAGGCAAGUCAGUUAAGAACAAAUUCUUAUUUAAAAUGACGGCCUACCUCGGCCAAAUCCGGAUGACGCUGGGCCAAUUGUUCGCUGCCCUAUGGGACUGCCAAUCGCGGCCGGAUGUGAUGCAGCCUGGAUUUGAACCAGGGACUGCAGUGACGCAUCUUGCACUGAGAUGCAGCGCCUACAUUUUUUUAUAAAUCCAGUCUUUAGAGAAUGUGGCUAUGUAUAUAUUUAUGUUGCCGUUUAAUGUAUUUUAAGGCUAUUUCACAGUGGCGACCUGUCAUUCAGAGCCCCUCCUGUUAAACCCUAACUGUUUAGCAAAAAUAUAUUUGUUUUGUUUGUUG
Molecule: messenger RNA, 4541 nt
Organism: Salmo salar (Atlantic salmon)
Lineage: Eukaryota; Metazoa; Chordata; Actinopteri; Salmoniformes; Salmonidae
Source: RefSeq, a predicted model, not a curated record